UAACAAAUUUGAGCUAUUCAAUAUCUAAUAGUUAAACUGCAGCUAUUGCAAACUAUGAGAAACUAAGCUUUGUAAAUUUUGAAGCGAUUAAAGAACUCCUAUUCAGUAAAUAAAAAACGGCGAUUAAAGGGUAAAGUCAUAAUGAUACACAUUCAACAUAUCCUUCGCGAUUUUGGAUUCUAUUCAAUUUUAAUAUUUCUCACUGGUUUGAAUAAAAUUGGUUGCACCAAAAAAUGUGAGUUUGAAUUGGAAGCAGUAACGCGGAUUGAUGCCUCGCAGCUGUAUGUUGUAUUUGACACAAAUUUCCUCGAGUACGAUGAAAAAAAUGAUGUGACAAUUUACCAAAUGCAAGUGCCUUUGGCGGGUAGAAAUGGGACAUUUGCACGUGACGAGUAUGUGUUCCUAAUUGACAAUAACUGUGAGUACCUGGUUCAUGCAGAUGGAAAAGAGACGCACCCAGUCGAAUUUGACGAUGGUCUGUGUAGAACGGGGCUGAAGAUACAUUCAGACAACUUCACUUUUAAGGCCCCAGCUGAGGGUGAUAAGAGCGCCCCUUUGUGGACAGCCCGUUUGUACACUAGGGGAAAGAAUGGCUUUUACAGUGCUCGAACAUAUGCAGCAAAUGCUACGGCCUAUUUGGAAAUGCACCAGGGCUAUAAAGCGCCUAACUGCUUUUGCCGAGAUGGCAAAGGCGUGUUGUGUGACGGAAUCUACCCUCCAGAGGAGAACAUGACUUGCUACUCCAAGCGAAGCAACAGCAACGAGGAAGGACCAGUAAAGUGCGAGAAGUUGAGGAGACAUGAUGGCGUUGACGGCGACCUUACCGAUUACCCGGUCGUUGGAUGUCGUGUGAGUGUGAAUUUGAUUGAAAAGUUGGAGGACAGGUUUCACGAGUGUGCCAGUGCGAAGAAGUGUCCUCAAUACGGCAUGACCCCGGAAGCACCCGGAGAAUUUUCCUACUGCUGUAACACGAACUUGUGUAACCCCUUCGCUGCAACAGAUAAAACAGACUCCGAGUCGUUGCAGACGGAAGAAGAAACAACUAGUAGCGGCGAUUCACAAAUCACUAUUUUUGCAGCUAUUCUGCUGGUAGAAUCUGUAGCAGUCGGACUGCUUUUGUUUUUAUGCAGUUAUUAUAAAUAAGUUAACAAGGCUUCUCUGGUCAAUAUCAGGUCUUGAAUCUUUUAUCUUUUCUCACUGCAUUUAAUUAAAUCAUCAAUUCCCAAU
Molecule: messenger RNA, 1227 nt
Organism: Symsagittifera roscoffensis
Lineage: Eukaryota; Metazoa; Xenacoelomorpha; Acoela; Convolutidae
Exons: 5
Coding region: 142-1143 (333 amino acids)
Source: RefSeq, a predicted model, not a curated record